AGGUAUUUAGACACCCUGUAUGGAGAUCAGGUCCCUGUGGCAAAUUUGAGAUUACAAUUUUUUAGCUGCACACAAACUGCCAAUGAAAGUUUAAGAGCUUAUGUUCUCAGGCUGCGGGAAUUGUUCUGUAGACUAAAGAAGCGAGACCCAGAUGGCCCUCUUGAUGAAAGUCACCUGCUGGACCAGCUCUUGAUGGGACUCCGUAAUGCAGAACUGAGGAGCACCAUCAGAACCUAUGCACGCCGUAAUCCAGAUGCCACUUUCAACACUGUAUUGGAGGAGAUCUUGUUGCUGGAAUGUGAACAGCGGCCUGGGGCUGGGCAUGAGACUGUAGCACAAGCUGUAGGUGAGUCCUCUGUGCUUAAAUCAGUAACAGGGAAGGAUGACUGGGCUGAGACGUUUCGGCGGGAGCUCCUCCAGGAGGUGAGGGGGCAGAUGAAUGCAUUAAGACAAGAAAUGACCCGGCAGUUACAACCCGCUGCAGGUGAGCCUACACGAUCCUCACAAUUCCCUAAUCAGCCGCCACUCAGGAGGAGGUUCCAGUCUUACACACCUAAUACCUGGGCUGCAGACGGUAAGCCUAUCUGCCGCCAGUGUGGCCGCACUGGACAUAUUGCUAGGUUCUGUAGACCCCCAUCCGAGUCCAAUGCUGAUUUAAACUAGUUUGUCCUGCUACUGAGGUCCAAGUAGCAGGGAAUUUGGGGGAAGCAGGAAAAAGGGCCGUAUUUGUAGGUGACUGCCCUAAGGUUGAGGUUAAAGUAAAUGGUGUGCCCCUCAUUGGACUAAUUGACACCGGUUCACAAGUGACAUUGAUGCGACAGAGUGUAUUCGACCAACACUAUCCAGCAGAUGCCCUAUCACAUGGUGCGGCCCCCAACAAAUUGACACUUAGAGCGGCUAAUGGGUUAUCCAUCCCUUAUCAAGGCUAUGUGGUGAUGGAUUUUGAGAUAGGAGGAGCUAACAUUUCAGGGAGGGGGGUUGUUAUUGUAGCCGAUCAUUGUCUGACUGCCCCAUUACUGAUUGGUAUGAAUGUUAUCACAACCUGUUGGCAUGACCUGCUUACUCGACCAGAGGGUCUGAAGACUGUUUUCUAGGAUCAAGGGACAAGGAAGGCCUGGACGGGUGCGUUUGCUGUGUGCCAGCGAACAGCUGUAGUUGGGGAAGAAGAUGGAUACAUGGGGUUUGUGCGUCCAGCAAGUCGCAGGGGCCUAACCGUUCCAGCCAGAAGUGAGGUGGUGGUUUGGGGCCGUGCGCGGAUGGGUCCGAAGGGACAGGACUACUGUGGCCUGAUCGAAGCACUGCCGGAGCUGGGGGCUUUCUCUGUGGCGAAGACUGUUGGAUUUGUCAAACAUGGCCAACUCCCUAUUCGUAUCAAAAAUAUGACCUCUUGUCCUGUCUUUAUAGGCCGCUACCAGAAGCUGGCGAAGGUGUUUCGUGUUGACCGUGCUGACGUCCAUGGCCAGACAGAUCUAAGCCUGACUGUGCAGGACGAUGGAACCGUCGCAGUAGAUAUUGUGGAGGCUGGAAAGGGAGAACAGAUGGAACCACCUGUCGAGAUGCUAAGAGAUUUACAAGGCAGAGAUGACUUGACUGAACGACAGAAGCAAGAUUUUAAAGCUCUCCUACAAAGGUGGGUCAGGGUGUUUGCCCUCCACGAGGAGGAUUUUGGGCAUACUGAUGCGGUGCAACACCAAAUCCACACUAAUGAUGCGCCCCCAGUAAGAGAAAAGUAUCGCCCCCUACCACCUAUGAUGUACCAAGAAAUGCGCACCCUACUAGCUGAUAUGUUGGAAAAGAAGGUUAUUCAGCCAAGUUCCAGCCCUUGGGCUGCACCUAUUGUGAUGGUUCGCAAGAAAGAUGGCAGUUGGCGCUUUUGCGUUGACUAUCGCAAGUUGAACUCUCUGACUUAUAAAGAUGCCUUUCCGCUCCCCCGUAUAGAGGAGACCCUGACCCUGAAACCCCUUUGGGCACUGAUGUGA
This is a messenger RNA of Rhinichthys klamathensis goyatoka, 1979 nucleotides long. RefSeq lists its product as uncharacterized. The record is from RefSeq and is a predicted model, not a curated record. The coding region runs from base 1176 to 1979 and encodes 267 amino acids. NCBI's taxonomy places the organism in Eukaryota, Metazoa, Chordata, Actinopteri, Cypriniformes, Leuciscidae. The transcript has a single exon.